This is a messenger RNA of Darwinula stevensoni, 2746 nucleotides long. The record is from the annotation of a GenBank genome assembly. NCBI's taxonomy places the organism in Eukaryota, Metazoa, Arthropoda, Ostracoda, Podocopida, Darwinulidae.
UUCAAGGUAUGAGAUGCUGAGUAGGGGAAAAUUGCUGUACAGUGCGAGCCUUCUUUACUCUCUCCUUUCUCCAUCGAUUUCUGACGAAGUUGAAUUGCGAGUGGCUUCUUGAAAGUUUGAACGAAAAUGUCGUUGAAGCCUCGUCCUAUGAACUUCGAUGACACAUGGCCUCUCAUCAAGGACACCUUAUUAGGAGUCAUCACCUUGAGAAAAAUUCCCAAGGCUGUCUGGAAUGACAGGUUCUCAGAUGUGUAUGCACUUUGUGUGGCCCAACCUGAUCCCCUUGGUGAUAGACUUUAUCAGGAGAUAAAAAAGUCCCUGGAAAAGCAUGUGGAUAAGAUUUUUGAGGGGGUGAGCAAGACACAGGAAGAGAAUCUUCUUCUUAAUUAUCAUAGCCAAUGGUUGGAAUAUAGCAUUGGCACAUCUUACCUAAACAAUUUGUUCACGUAUUUAAAUUCACAACAUAUCAGGAAGCAGAAGCCCACAGAUGCUGACCUGGUGUAUGGCGACUCAGAUAUAGAGACUCAAGAGCAAAUGCUAGAAAUUGGGGAACUUGCACUUUCAAUCUGGAGGCGAGGGAUGAUUCUGCCUCUGAAGGACACAUUGGUCAAGCUCCUCCUUGAAGGCAUUCAUAAUGACAGGCUUGGUGCAAGCCCCAAUGUCACUGUUGUCCAUGGUGUCAUUCAGUCACUGGUCCAGGUUGAGAACUACAAGAGAAAGACCCCAUUGCAUCUGUAUGAGACCAUAUUUGAGGGAUCCCUGCUAAAAGAAACAGGAGAAUAUUACCAGCAGGAAGCCCAGCGGCUUCUCGAAAACAGCUCAACAUCUGAAUACAUGGAGAAGGUGAUCAGUAAGAUGGAUGAGGAGUGUUUACGAGCCAGGAAGUUCUUAAAUCCCAGUUCCUACCAGAAGGUGGUGGGAGAGUGUGAGCAGCGCAUGGUUGCAGAUCACUUGGAGCUCCUGAGCAGUGAGUCCAAAGACAUGGUUUCUCUUGAAAACCUGAAGGAUCUGCAGAAUCUCUACCUCCUUCUCAAGUCUAUCCCAUCUGGCCUUGGGGUCCUUGCAUCUCGCAUUCAGGAUCAUAUCAAAGCCAAGGGUCUUGAGUCUAUACAUGGCCUCUCUGGUGAUAAUAUCCCAAAUUUAUUUGUGGACAAUCUCCUUCAAAUCCAUUCAAAAUAUAGCCAGAUGGUCCAAAGCAUCUUUCUUGGUGAUCACUUGUUUCUGAGUGCCUUGGACAAAGCAUGUGCAGCUGUCAUCAAUUACAGGCCCACCCCCAAACAGCCCUGCCAUUCAGCUGAACUACUUGCCCGGUACUGUGAUAUGCUGCUAAAGAAGAGCAGCAAGUCCAUGAGUGAAAGUGAAGUGGAUGAGAAGCUUGCUCGUGCCAUUAUCAUUUUCCGCUACAUUGAUGACAAGGAUGUGUUCCAAAAGUUCUAUGCCAAGAUGCUCUCUCGCCGACUCAUCCAUCAGCUUAGUAUGAGCAUGGAUGCUGAGGAGGCCAUGAUCAAUCGACUUAAGGAAGCAUGUGGGUAUGAGUUCACCAACAAGCUUCACCGCAUGUUCACUGACAUGUCCAUCUCCUCGGAUCUGAAUCAGAAGUUCUCAGCCUAUGUCAAGAAGGGAAAUGUUGACCUGGGGAUCACUUUUUCCAUAUAUGUUCUUCAGACUGGGGCAUGGCCAUUCUCUAAUAUGAACCUAAGUCCAUUUGCCUUGCCACAAGAGCUUGAGAAGUCAGUGCAACAUUUUGAAACAUUCUACCAUUCUAAUUUCACUGGGAGGAAGUUGACAUGGAUGCAUCAUCUCUGCAAUGGUCUGCUUCCUCUUUAUAUCUUCUUUUUUUUGGAAUAUGUCCUCAAUCUAUUUGGACAAGAUGACAACUAUCCUCCUUGUUGGACAGGGGAAUUGAAGCUGAAUCACUUGAAGAAGCCAUACUAUGUAACACUGGGGACAUACCAGAUGGCCAUCCUCCUCCUGUUCUCAACUUGCGAUUCCUACAAAGUCCAUGAACUCCAGCGACACACCCAUCUAAAUGAGGAUCAGUUUGGAAAGCAUUUUGCCUCCCUUGUGGAUGCCAAACUUUUCCUUGUCUCUCCAUCAUCCACUCAGGAGAAGGAAGUGAAGGAGUCAGUGGUGACCUUGAACAUGAACUAUAGCAACAAGAAGACCAAAUUCAAGAUCGCCUUUGCAUCACAGAAAGAGACACAGCAGGAGGUGGAGCAAACUCAUUCGUCAGUGGAUGAGGAUCGCAAAGUGUAUAUCCAGGCUGCCAUUGUCCGAAUCAUGAAAUCCCGUAAAAUCCUCAAGCACAAUGAGCUCAUUCAGGAGGUGCUGACAUUAUCGCAAGGAAGGUUCACACCUUCCAUCCCCUUGAUCAAGAAAUGUAUUGAGUCUCUAAUUGACAAGCAAUACCUUGAAAGAACUCCCAACUCUACUGAUGAGUAUGGCUAUAUUGCCUGACACUCAGCUUUGCCAUACUCAUGUGGGAAGAAUGGUGACUGUGCAGAAAGGCAGGUAGAUAGAUGAUGGGGAUGGGAAGAUGGGAUUGAAGGAAAGGAAAGCAGCUGGUGUCCCUGCUUGCUUCAGCUUAACAAACAGCUGGAUCCCCUCCUCUCAGCAACUUAACAAUGAGGAAGACUCAGGAGAAUAAGUCGCCCUGCUGCUUCUCAAAUCUCCAUAAUUAUUGGACUUAUGUUUCAGUUUUUUGAAAGCAUCUCUUCUGAAAUAUAUAUUUGAGGAUUGCCCUACA